Messenger RNA from Sinocyclocheilus rhinocerous, 2025 nucleotides. RefSeq lists its product as uncharacterized. The record is from RefSeq and is a predicted model, not a curated record. Bases 517 to 1443 code for a protein of 308 amino acids. The transcript has 6 exons. NCBI's taxonomy places the organism in Eukaryota, Metazoa, Chordata, Actinopteri, Cypriniformes, Cyprinidae.
AAAUUUUUUUACCAAGCAACGUGAUGGGCGUUCAUGCUGCGAGGUGACGUAUUCAAUCAUUAACUCCGCUUGUCCUCCGGAGUCUAUCGCAGGUUCAGAUAUAUGCGCUCAAUAGACGAGAGAGGGAAACGGAAGGACUAAAUCCAGGAUAAAAAUAGAUUUGAACGGCCACGGACAAACGGGUGAAAGAAAACCUCUCAUCGACCACAGUUAGUUCAAAUAAUUCGUAUUUUUACUUCUUAGGGUGAGAGGGAUCAAAGUUCACUCGUGCUCGGUCCCUCAUGAGAGACAGGUUUCAGUCAAUCCGUGGUGGAAUAACAAGAUCUCAUGACGACAAAAGAGAUGACAAAACAGGACAUAUGGCAAAGUUUUUUGUGUUAAUGGCUGAAAUGAAGAUUACAUUGGGCAAAAAUAAUGGUAGUUUCACGUCUGUCCUCCAUGCCCUGAUGCUGUAAAGGGGUUCAAAUCAAAAACCAUAUUCCACUCCACCGGUCCUGGGGUGGGUGGACCACUAGUAUGGACCCCUGGCAAAAUCUGCUGUCCAGAUGUUCGGCAUGGUGGCAGAUGCAUACGCCGCAUGCUCUGAGAGCUUGUGUGUAUGAAGUGUGUAAACCUCUGGUGCCACUUCUGCUGGGCAUCGCGGCCCUGGUGGCUGUGAUUGUGUACGCUCUGGCAGAUAAUCUACACAGUUUUGUAAGCAGGAUCUUCAUUCCCCAGUAUCACUAUCCUUAUGCGGUGCCACUUGCAUUCAUACAGGUAUUUUUAAAUCUCCUGGCACUGCUAGCUUUGCACGGUGUGGGUCUGAUCCACCUGAAGCCUUUUUCACUGAGGCUGGGUGAGCGUUUGUUUGUGCCGGCGGUCUGUGGGAGCGUCCAGUGUGUUCUGGCCAUAUGGGCUGAAGCCUGUUCCCACUCUGGCCUGUACCCGCUAAUCGCCCGUUUCCUCCCAAUGGUCAGUGUGAGCUUGGGUCACCUGUUUGCACUGAGUAUACCAGGCUCCAUCCAUGUCUCCUGCCUUCUGACUGUGCUCACUUUUGCCUCAGUCACCGUCACAGAAUGUAAAGGACUUCAUGCGAUGGAGCCGCUGGAGUAUGUCUUCUCUCCCCUCAGCCUUGUCCUCCACAGCCUCUCUCUUGCCUGGCUAGCCAAAGUCUCCCAAACGGAACGAGGCCAUACCUCGACCUUUGACCUUUACUACACUCUGACAGUGACACGUACCCUCUUAUUAGGGUUCCUAUGUGUUUUGCACCCUGAUGGACCAAAGGCACUGAUUCAUGGCAACUGGCACAGUCUGCUGUUUCUGGGAUACAUGCUCGGGAUGUUACUGCUGGGUGCUGUGCAGCUUCUCUUUGUGGAUGUAACGGCGCUGUAUUUUUCUGCUCUCCCAGCAGCCGUGCUGCAUGCGACCAGAGGGCUGGUUCUACCCCUGUUCAGUCUGCUAUAGGACAUACGGACUAAUCAGAGUGUAGAUCAUUCUGAAGAGGAACAGUCUAUGUAGAGUAACCAAUCAAAUACCUGAUACCAUGAUUGAUAAUAACAGUAUUAGAACUUAAUUUAUAGGCAUGACAACCUCAUAUAUAUAUUAUAAUUAAUAUGGUAAUACUACCAGCAAGCACUGAUGUGCGACUCCUUUCUUCACUUGCACUGAAACUACGACACAACUAAGACACACAUCCUACAAAUGGGGUGUUUUCAUGAAGGAGCUGAUACUUAAGUUCUGGAAUUAAAUUAUACAGGUAAAAUACAGGUUUCUCUGACCAGCUUUUUUUGUACAGACUAAAUUAUUAUUUCUAUGUAUCAGCUAUAAAAAAUUAUAUAUUUUGCAUAAAGAAGUGUAAGCCUUUUUAGGACCUUUAGGGUAUAUCCUAAACCACAAUUCUUAAUUCUCAUUACGGCAAUGCAAAAACGAUGUUAUGGUUGUCUAUUAAAAAGUCAGACAGUAAAAUAUUCAUUACUGUAUCUGUAAUGAAAAAUACAAACUAAAAAAAUAAAACAUAUGGACGCAUUACAGUAAUGAGAAUGUAGA